Messenger RNA from Truncatella angustata, 345 nucleotides. RefSeq lists its product as uncharacterized. Lineage: Eukaryota; Fungi; Ascomycota; Sordariomycetes; Amphisphaeriales; Sporocadaceae. The coding region runs from base 1 to 345 and encodes 114 amino acids. The transcript has a single exon. Gene Ontology annotation, molecular function: FAD binding; monooxygenase activity. The record is from RefSeq and is a predicted model, not a curated record. Gene Ontology annotation, biological process: secondary metabolite biosynthetic process.
AUGUCUCAUCCCAGUACACCCAUUCGAUCAGGAUGGAAUUGCGGUGUUAUCAUCAUCGGUGCAGGUAUGGCUGGCCUGGGUGCCGCAAUUGCACUCGCCGGACGUGGCGGCGUCACCUCCGUCCUAGUGUUUGAGGCUGAUGACGAGCUAAACAAGACAGGGAGAGGCCUUCAGCUCACCCCCAAUUGUAUCAGAAUCCUCGAUUCUUGGGGAGUAGCUAAUGAACUCGCCUCAUAUGCUACGGAACUGGACUCAAUCAACUUCUGCCGUUACGCCACUGGCCAAAUUAUAGGACAGACAGAUAUUCAGAAGGAGAUGCUCGAACAAUAUGGAUAUCCUUAUUGA